Molecule: messenger RNA, 1676 nt
Organism: Anneissia japonica
Lineage: Eukaryota; Metazoa; Echinodermata; Crinoidea; Comatulida; Comatulidae
Product: protein slit-like
Exons: 1
Coding region: 399-1472 (357 amino acids)
Cellular component (GO): plasma membrane
Molecular function (GO): protein binding
Source: RefSeq, a predicted model, not a curated record
CACUAUGUCGUUGGUUGACCGAGGCGUAACAGCUCAGAUAUCAAUAAUCUUCUGCAACCAAGAAACUACAGAUGCAAUAUAUUAUAUGUACAAUGUCUGAAGCUCCUACUAACAUUAUCAAGUCUUCAUAAAGGUACGUUUUAUAUAUUCCUGGCUUGGUUUACCGAUGAGCAGCAUUUCAUCGCAUUUGAUACAGCGCUACUUAGGCUAUUUACUCAACUAUAUCUUAGCUUAUGCUUACAGAGGUUAUAUUCAGACAAAACAUCCUACUUUUUUAGUGCGUGCAGGGUGCGAGCACUACCUUAUAGAGCUUUGUCAUUUCGCUUGGAGAGAGCAAUAUUCUUUCAAAAUCAGGCCUACAGUAAAUCUUAAUCACAUUAGGCCAAAGCUGAAUAAAUAUGACACACGGUUUAAUGGCUGCAUUGAUGAAGAUGGAAUGCUAUCAGUACCUGAUUUGUUUUGCCCUGUUUGCAUCAUUUAAUUGUACAUUUCAAUUCACUUAUAACUACGACCCAUCGAUAUCCGGAACUUACCCGCCAAGAGAUCUACGGUGCCCAAAGGAAUGCAACUGCACGUAUGUGGCAAAAGGAGGUUCAAAAUACAGAAAUGACGUAUAUUGUUCACAUCUGACUUUAAAAAAUAUUCCUUCAAAGAAUACGGUACCAACUGAUGUUGCUUUUUAUUUCUUGAAUGACAAUCAAAUUCAAUCACUGAAAAACAAUUCCUUUAACAUAUUUUCUGUCCUAGAUUUUCUGGAUCUUCAAUAUAACCAGCUAAAAAGUAAAGAUAUUGAACGCGAUGCAUUCCGUGGAUUGAGGAAACUGACAUAUCUUGCGAUAAAUGAUAACUAUCAACUCAGUGAACUUCAAGCAGCAUGGUUCGUAGACCUUGUAUCGCUAGAACAUCUGCAUCUACAACGCUGCGGAAUUAACAUAUUAGAGAGUGAUGUCUUUAAGCCUUGUAAACAUUUGAACAAAGUUAAUCUUGCUAACAAUAAUAUUUUGUCAUUCCCAACAGGCAUUUUCCAAAACAUGUCUUCCCUUGUGUACCUAUAUAUAGGCAAUAAUAGAAUAAUUAAACUUCAAAAUCAAGCAUUUGUUCGUUCCAACCGUAUACAGGUAAUCGAUGUCAGUAACAAUGGCCUCACUACCAUUAACGAAAACGUUGGUUUACAAAACCUGAGCCAAUUGCAGAGACUUAAUGUAGCAUACAACAGAUUCUCGUGUGAUUGCAAUUUAGUCUGGUUUAGAAAUUGGAUUAACAAAACGAACGUCACACUUGACAAAUUUGUUCAUAUGCAAUGUUACCGUAAACAUGGAAAAAGCGAGAAGUUGUUGGAUUUUGAUCCUGAUACAUUACAGUGUAGCAAAUUAAUUAAGGUCUUAAGGAUCACCAUUCCGUCUGUGUCAGCUGGAGUUGUCAUUGUAAUAAUUGGAUCUCUUCUGUACUACUACAGAUAUGAUUUAAGGUAGGUUAUUCGCCAACCAAAGAAAUAUGAAAAAAGUCAGGAAUUUUGAAAACGAGAAAGUGAGUGGUGGGGGAGAUACAUUAUGAGGACUCAAAGUUUCAAUCUAUUUUAUUGCUUUUCAGAAUAGUAGUAUAGUUGUAAACGAAAAAUAGGUCAAUAAAUCGAAAUGCCUCGGAGUUCUUUUUUUAUUUAUUCGAAAAUAAUGACA